This is a messenger RNA of Phymastichus coffea, 2336 nucleotides long. RefSeq names its product endoribonuclease CG2145-like. Lineage: Eukaryota; Metazoa; Arthropoda; Insecta; Hymenoptera; Eulophidae. The transcript has 6 exons. The record is from RefSeq and is a predicted model, not a curated record. Gene Ontology annotation, molecular function: RNA endonuclease activity. The coding region runs from base 95 to 1975 and encodes 626 amino acids.
CCCGCCGCCUGCACGCUGAAUCGUGGUCAGUAAGCAGCGCGCUCGCGCAACGUGAUCAUUGUUCGAACGCAUCUAACAUAGUGCAAUAAGGAUCAUGGCUUAUCGCCGGGCUUUGCUGGCCAGCGUCCUCCCCCUCAUCGCGCUCAUUCUUCUUACCUUGGUGGCAGACAUCGAGGCUAAGAGAAGUUGGGGAGGAAGUCGAAAGUCAGGCAGCUCGGGUUCAGGCUGGUUUGGCUCAGGCUCAAGAUCGUCGUCCAGUUCCAAGAGUAAACCUCAACAGACGCACUCGCAGACGCAAACGCAAACUCACGGCACCAGUAGUGGCUCGAACAGUGGAAGCUACGGAUGGAACGUUGGCUCUAACAAUCAAAAGACCGGUAACGGUGGAUACGGUACCGCUCAAAAACCAUCGGCGCCAAGUCAUGAUCACGUGUCCAAAAGCAGUGCCACUAACGUGCAAUCCGGUUAUGCGUCAGGAAGCUACGGUAACCCACCAGCAUACAACCCAUCUGGUGGUUAUCGUGCCGGCAAUCCACCAGCUUACAGCCAAUCCAACACCGGUUAUCACGGUAACCCACCACCCUAUAGCCAAUCAGGUGGUUACCAUGCACCUCCACCAUACGGUUCAUCGGGUGGUUACGGUGGUUACUCUGGUUACGGUGGUAGUCCAAAUUAUGGUGGUCACGGCUUCAACAGCAAUCCCGGUCACGGAUACAACCCAUCGUACGGACACUCGAGUUUCUCUCAGCCGUCGACCGUUGUUUUGCAGCAGUCCUCCCGGCCUGGAAUCGGACAGCUCGCCAAGGAAGCCUUCGUUUUUGCUGGUGUCAGCGCUGGCGUUAACGCUGCUGUCAAUCGAAUUCUCCCUGGUGGGAUCUAUGGCAACAGCUUCGGACACGGCAGCGUCUCUAGUUCGGGAGUCGUACCGCCAGUCUCCCACACGCAGAUCACCUACAAUAACUACUAUAACAACGCCAGCAGCGCCAAUGGGGGCUCGGCUGAGCAAGCAGCUCCGGCGCCUGCUCAGUCGGCUGCCGCUCCUGUGCCUGCGCCUGCAGCACUGCCAGCGCCCGCCCCGGCUUCACCAGCUGAGCCGAAUCAAGCUGCUGCGGCUAAUAAUCAACAGCAACAACAGCCGACACAGGAGCAGAAUGCUCCGAGCCCAGCUAACUUCGCCAUCUCCGACGCCGAGCUGCAAAAAUUGACUGAGCAACUAUUCUCUAAGGAUACCAAUAACGCUUUCAAGCAUAUCACCAUGAAGCUUCAGGGACAGAAAACCGAUGACAGUACGAGCGACGAUGCUGCCGAGAAUCUGCUGCAAGUCAAAUCUGAAGCUUACGAAAUCCCGACCAUCAAAGCAGUGCUUGCGCUACACGACAACUACCAGCUCGACGUCAAGACCAAAGAAGAGCUAACAUCCGCUGAACGUAAAGAAGAAGCCGAUCUACUCGACGCGUUUAUGGACACCGAAGUGAUGAAAGCGACUAUGGAGUAUCUCGCCGACAAGGGAUACGUGCCCAACGACGAAUACGAGUUUAAAGAUACUCUCAAACGAAUCUGGUUCUCGCAAUUCAAACGGAUCGAUGGUGCUCCAUCGAGCUCUGGAUUUGAAACUGUUUUCCUGGCCGAGAAGUUCGAUAAUGAGAUCAUUGGCCUGCAUAAUUGGAUUUACUUUGCUAAGCAGGAGGAAGAUAAAAAGCUUGAUUAUCUAGGAUAUAUUAAGAAGCUCGAUCUUGGUACCAACGGAGCGGUAGUUAAAGGACGUUCAAAGUUGAUCGACACAGUGCAACCGAUCACGACAAUAUUCGUCGGAACGUCCCCGGAACUCGAGAUGGCACUUUACACUCUGUGCUUUUACACUCGUCCUAACAACGUAUGUCCUGUGUCUUUAGGUGGUGCCAAUGUCCUCAUCAUCGCUAACCGCAUCAAUUACUUUGGAAAGGAUAUCCUCAUCUCAGCUUUCCCCGAUAUUUAAAAAACAAGAUCUUACUAUACUGUUAGUAAAAGUGAUAGCAUACUUUAUUUUUUCCUAAAAUACUCCUGAGAUUAUACAUGAAUAUGACCCGUCGAUUCGUUAGACUUGUUUUAGAAAGCGUAGAACAUGGUAGUAACUGUAAACUUAUUCUAAGUUUAAGCUGAAAGAAGUAUUGUGUACGAUAGUAAAAUCCAUAUUUACUGUAUUUUUAUUGAGAAUAUUAAUUAUUUUUAAAUAUAUUUUCACUUAAGUAAGCAGUUCAAUAAGUGUAUUCGAGAUAUUCAACCGAUAGUAUUUUUAAAAAUAUUUGCAAGAAUAAUUUUAAUAAUUAAAGAAAGAGAAGCAUCAUUGGGUUUACAGA